AUGGUAGAUGCUGGACCAUCUACUGUCUCCCCGCCCCCGUGUGUGGCUUUAGAGGGAAACGACUUUGACAAGAGAGAAGGGAAAGUUAAAGGCGAUAAGCAGAAUGCGUCAUGCAUCAAGUUACACUCCCCAUUACGUGGAGGUGAAUUUGGUGGCACGUGUGUGCAUCAUAAUCUUCCACACAUACAAGCACCUGCCAUCACUUUCCGUUCAUUUGGCUCUCAAGUUGGCAGUGGAAAACAGUGUAGUGCCCCAUCUUUCUCACUUAAAGUUUUUUUCUUUCUAAGAGAAAAAAAUAUAUUACAUUCUUAUUUUAUGCAUUUGCGCUUUUGUUCACUUAAAAUUAUAGUUACAGACUGUAUUAUUUUUUGUGUUUUUGUUUUCAUAGACUCACAGAAUUUAUGUCUUAGUUACAUUCAACUUUUAGCCGUUUUGCCUUGGUUUUUAGGGCGUAAACCACUGUCACAUGGUACAGAACAGUCUCUGAAUUUUAAUAAUUUCUUAACCAAAAAAUAA
Molecule: messenger RNA, 516 nt
Organism: Echinococcus granulosus
Lineage: Eukaryota; Metazoa; Platyhelminthes; Cestoda; Cyclophyllidea; Taeniidae
Exons: 5
Coding region: 1-516 (171 amino acids)
Source: RefSeq, a predicted model, not a curated record